Quercus robur (English oak) is the source of this 1285-nucleotide messenger RNA. RefSeq lists its product as uncharacterized. Lineage: Eukaryota; Viridiplantae; Streptophyta; Magnoliopsida; Fagales; Fagaceae. Bases 148 to 1128 code for a protein of 326 amino acids. The transcript is spliced from 3 exons. The record is from RefSeq and is a predicted model, not a curated record.
CUCUCACUCACUGCCUCCUCUGCUUCUCGCCUUCUCUGUGCCUCUGCUUCGGACUUCGGUGGUCAGUGGCCGAGGCUCUGUAUCUGUGCUUGUUAUUCGCCUUAAAAUUUUCAGUCAGUUCAGUCCACUACUCCACUGUCUUUAAAAAUGCCUAAGACAUUGAAGAAGACAACUGAUAGUGAGUCUAAAGCGACUAACAUGAGAUGGACUGAUGACAUGGAUGGCUUCUUACUUAACGUCAUGUUGGAGGAACAAAACAAUGGAAAUAGGCCUAAUGGAAUAUGGACUUCUCAUGCUUUCUCAAAUAUGUGUAAAAAGUGUUCAGAAUCGUUCGGUUAUACAGUUGAGAAAGGUAAUAUCAAGAAUCGCAUCAAAACAUUGAAAGGUACUUUCCAUUCAUGUUAUGACCUUUUCAAGAACAUGAGUGGAUUUGCAUGGAAUCCUAUUACUGGACUUUUUGAGGCUGAAGAUGAAGUGUGGGAACCUUUAAUAGAGGCAAACUCAAAUGCUAAAAAAUGGAAAAGAACUCCAAUUCACCAUUAUGAGAAGCUGUUUGAUUUGUUUUCCAAGGAUAGGGCAAAUGGUGAAGGUUCUAUUAGUGCAAAGGAGAAAGUCCGUCGAUGGGAAAAGGACAGAGAGGAUAGCGUAAAUUUGGAAGAGAAUAUUGAUUGCUUUGGUGAGUUUAGCAUGCCAAAUGUAGAUUCAUAUUCUCCAAUGGUCUCUCCUUCCUACUCAUGUGAGACAUCGUCCAAGAAGGCGAAGAAAACACCUGAAAUGGUUGAAAUGCUUGAAAAGCAGAUGGAAAUUUUUCAAUCCGGAAUUGAUAAUGUAGCAGCAAGUAUAAGGCAAGGAAAUGAAAUUGCUAAGGAGGGACUUGCUAUUAUGAUGCAAGGACAUGAGAUUGCUAAAGAGGGACUUGCUAUCAUGGAGAGAGGACGUCCACGUUGUUACUCUGAGGAUGAAGUUUUUUCUGAAUUGGUGAAAAUAGGAAUACCAACGGAACACCAACUUGAUGCUAUGCUCUUCCUAAUUAAGGAUCCAACCAAAAUGAGAGCAUUUUUUGGUGUUCCAACUACUGAGUUACGUCGACAAAUAUUAUUGAAGAUGAUGUAUCCUAAGGAACCUUAGUGAUUGGAUAAUUGUCACUUGACUGUUGGUAGUAGCUAACUUUUUUGGGUUGAAUGUAGUGUAAAUUUGAUUUGCUAACUUUUGAUAGUAGUUGACUUUUGUGGGUUGAAUGCAGUGUCAACUCACUUUUGGUAGUAGCUGAAUUUUGAUUUGCUAA